UGAAAAUAUAAAGUUCCUAAAUUGAAGUCUCGCCUUUCGCCACUCCUCGCCGUCGAGUACUCGAGAAACCAGACAGAUAAAGAUGCCGGGGCCAGAGACAGUGGACCCUUCAUCUCAGCCGUUAGCCACCGUUAAAGAAAAUACGAGUUCCAGUCGGUUUUUCGUUAUCAUUUGUACGGGUGGGAAGUGGGAGUGGGAGACCGGUGAUGAACAACCAAAAUACGUUAGGAGUUUUGGUAACAACUUUGGAGUGCAUUUUUCUAGGAAUAUCAAUUAUGCCGAUUUCCUACAAUUGGUUAAGAAAAAGGUCGGUUUAUCAGAUAUAUCAAAUAUCACUUUGGCUUUUAAACAUCCUGAAAUGCUCUAUGUUAUGGACAUGGUUGACGAUGAUGAUAUUUGUCACCUGAUGAAUGUGCUUCAAAGUGUUACAAAGACCGUUAAUGUUUAUGUGGUUGAACUUGAACGCGAUGUUUCUAAACAAUCCACCAAGAAAGAGAAAAUCUCAGACGAGAAGAAAUCUAGCAAAAAGGAUCAGAGCAACAAUCAAGUAGAAGUAGGAAUGCAACAACAAUCGUACAAACGUCUUCUGAAUGAACAGGUUCAAAGGCUAAGGAAACAAGCCCCAAUAUAUCAAACUAACAAUGAAGGAGCUGAACAUCAACCAAAAUUCAGAACUACCAUUUGGUUUGAUGGUGUGAGCUAUACAUCUCCAAACACAUUUACACACUGUAAGCUGGCCGAGGAAGAUUCUUCUAAAAUCACACUUUUUGCUAUAAUACAGAAGCUAAAAGACGAAGCAUUGAAUCAUCUUCGUGAGGAUAAAGGUUUCUGCAAGGCUAUUCUUGCGGAAUAUGCUGUGAGGAUGGAUAUACAGAGACCCACUUAUCAGACGACUCAAUCGUGCUCAUCAGUUCCAGUUUUUCAUUCUUCUUUGGUUUUUUUUGAUGAUGCUUCUUUUACUGGAGAUAACUGUCUCACCAAGAAGAAAGCUGAACAGUCUGCAGCAUAUGCUGUUAUUUUGAAAUAUAUAGAGUCUGAAACAGGAAGCAUUUUGUCAGAGAUAAUCAAGUCUAAGUUCAGUCAUUCUGUAACAAAGGAGAUUCAAGUUGAUCAGAGUGACACCAAUGUGGUAAAUAUUCCUGUUGCAUUGAAUGAGGCAAAAAGCGAUGAAGGAACCAAAACACCCCACACAGAGCCUUUAUAUACUCAAGAAACACCAACUACUCCUGCAGUGAAUCCACCUGUAGACAUAACUCAAACACAUGUUAACUAAAGUGCCUUCACUUAAAAAUAAAAUCUGUAGCUAAUAUGUUCCUAGGAACAGUAGCGACAACAUGGUAAAUGUUAAUCUAUAUAAUAGAG
Molecule: messenger RNA, 1362 nt
Organism: Lactuca virosa
Lineage: Eukaryota; Viridiplantae; Streptophyta; Magnoliopsida; Asterales; Asteraceae
Source: the annotation of a GenBank genome assembly